UUCCUGGGCCUUUGUCGUCUGCGCACUCUUUUCCGACUGUUCAUAGUGAUACUUUCCUUUGUAUCUUUGUUCCUGCACUGCUUGCUGCGACGUGGGCAGCUUCACACUACGCCGUCUCUGCGACCACCACAGUCGGUCUUGCGCCACAGCAGAGAAACCAUCACGAAUACGAGGCAUGUGCUGAGCACCUCCCUCGUCUCGACGCUCGUCAUACCCACCCUCGCCCGCGCGCACACGCAGUCACGCUCGCUCUUCCACGCGCACACGCGCACAAUGGCUUCGACACUGUCAACAUGGCUGCUCUCGCGGGACGAGAGCAUCGGGCAGAAGUUCGAAGAGAUUAUGAACAAGGACCCAUUGGGUUCUCAAGUGCAGUCAGACUCGGUCAUUAUCGCUAUCGGCACCUCGCUCGGUAUCACCGGUGCCAUCUUCCUGGCCUUCCUACUGCUGCGACCUUUCAAUACUAUCGUUUACGCUCCCCGCCUACGGCACACAGAUGAUAAGCACCGACCGCCGCCGCUCGACAAGUCGCUGUUCGCCUGGUACAAGCCCGUGUUCAAGACGAACGAGGACUAUUAUGUCGACCGGAUCGGCCUGGACGCAACUGUCUUCCUUCGGUUCGCAAGAAUGUGCCGCAAUAUGUUCAUCACCCUGGCUGUCUUUGGUUGCGCCAUUAUCAUUCCCGUCAACAUUACCUAUUCGAUCAGACAGGGCAGGAUCAAGAACUUGGGCGACGAGUCGAAAUACAUCUUUGUCAUGAUGACGCCCUCACAGUUGUCCGGUGAGGUUUUCUGGGCUCACGUGGUUGUCGCAUACAUCUUCGACAUCAUUGUUUGCGGUUUCUUGUGGCGGACAUACCGAGCUGUGCACCGACUGCGACGCAGAUACAUGGAGAGCGCCGACUAUCAAAACAGUCUGCACGCUAGAACUCUGAUGGUCACCGACAUUAGCAAGAACCUGCGUAGCGACAAUGGCCUGCUGGAGAUCACGGACAGCUUGAAGACCACGCCAGAAGUACCGCGCACAACUAUUGGCAGGAACGUCAAGGACAUCCCAGAUAUGAUCGAAGCGCAUGAGGAAGCCGUCAUGGAGUUGGAGGCGGUCCUUUCAAAGUACUUGAAGAACCCAAAUCAGUUGCCUGUCGAGCGCCCGCUAUGCACACCAUCUAAGAAGGAUCCGGAGUUUACGGACAAGAAGCAGAAGGUGGACGCCAUUGACUACCUGACUGCGAGAAUCCAGCGUCUGGAGCUGAAGAUCAAGGAAGCUCGUGAGACGGUUGACAACAGGGAUGCCAUGCGCUUUGGAUUCGCCAGCUACGAAACCCUCGAGUCUGCACACACUGUUGCAUUUGCCGCACGCAGUAAGCACCCCCAAGGGACCACUGUUCGCCUUGCUCCCCAGCCAAAGGACAUCAUCUGGAAGAACUUGCUCCUCAAUCCAAAACAGAGACGAUGGCGACGUUUCGUAAUGAAUAUGUGGAUCACCCUGCUCACAGUUCUUUACUUCAUUCCAAACGCCGGUAUUGCUAUCUUCUUGUCCAAACUCAACAAUCUCGCCCUCUUUUGGGACGCUUUCAAGACAGAGAUGAGCGCACACCCUAAAUUCUGGGCCGUUGUGCAAGGUAUUUUGGCGCCAGCAUUGACUUCGCUGUUCUACUAUUUUCUGCCCAUCAUCUUUCGUCGCCUGUCCAUCAAAGCCGGUGACCAGUCGAAGAGCUCCCGCGAGAAGCAUGUCCUCCAUCAGCUCUAUGCCUUCUUCGUUUUCAACAAUCUCGUAGUCUUCUCGAUCUUUUCGGCCGUCUUUCAGAUCAUCAUGAGCGCUCUAGCGGCACGUCAGGGCGACGCAAGCUUCGCAGCAGUCGUCAGGUCCAUUGAGCCUUUCCAGCAGCUCAUGGGUGCACUUUGUAACGUAUCGGCGUACUGGGUCACUUGGCUCGUCCAGCGCAACCUCGGUGCGGUCAUCGAUCUGUCCCAGGCUGUCAAUCUGGCUUGGGGCUCCUUCUCGCGCAAGUUCCUGAACCCAACACCUCGAGAACUCAUCAAGCGAACCGCUCCGCCUCCAUUUGACUACACGAGCUACUACAACUACUUCUUAUUCUACUCGACAGUCACUCUGGUCUUUGGGUCAUUGCAACCCAUUACUCUCGUUGUCACUGCAUUUUACUUUACCCUCGACUCCUGGAUGAAGAAGUAUCUGUUGAUGUACGUGUUCUGCACCAAGAACGAGACAGGAGGCCUCUUCUGGCGCGUUUUGUUCAACCGUAUGCUGUUUGGUGCCUUCCUGGCAAAUGUCAUCACCAUAUGUCUGGUCGCGACCAAAGGUGGCACAUCGCAGUAUAUAAUGGCGGCUGCUAUGGCUCCCCUGCCAUUCCUUUUGCUCGGCUUCAAGAUCUACUGCAAGAAGACAUAUGACCACUCGAUAAAGUACUACACCCACGGCAACACAAACAAGGGCGCCGAGGCCCAGACACCAAUCGACAAGGAAUUGCGCAGACGCGACCGCGUCGCAACCCGCUUCGGACACCCUGCUCUCUACCAGAAGCUGACCGUACCAAUGGUGCACGAGAAGAGCAAGCAUCUCCUCGCAGAAGUCUAUCGCGGGCGCCUUGAUGGCGAUGUAGGCGAUAACGCAGCUUUCGGUGACGUCUACUCCAUGAAGCGCAUGAGCACGGAGAAUCCGGGCAAGAUCGCAACAACAGCGACUGGACCCUUCGAGUUCGUUUCCGAGAAUAACAUGGAUUACGAGAACUUCAAAGACCGCUCCGAGUUUAACUCUGACCGCGGCUCUAUGUAUGGUGACAGCAGUCGCCCUGACUCGCCGUCGACACUUUGGGGUGACAACGGACGCGGGCGAUCAUCAAGUCGCGGCUCGACAAGAGGUGGCAACGAGGACGGUGCUACAUAUCCGGCAGGCUACCAUCAAACGCCCAGCAACCUGCGGGAGUACAGUCCCAGUCCGGAGCCUGAGUUGCGCCAUGUUGAAAGCAACUCGAGCCAACCAUAUCAGAUCCACGAUGAUCACAACCUACUGAGUGGCGCGGCGCCGAUGGGUCAUCAGACCUCAAGUGGCUAUACGCCGUAUAGUCCGGAGAGGGAUGGCGAGGGGGGGAAUGACUACUUCAGAAGGUAGUUGUAGCAUGGAGGAUACUGGGACGAGUUUCAUUGCAUAGAGGGUUCAAUCACUUUCAUAUGUCGGCAUGGUGGAGGUUCUUUUUGCAUCUAGAAGGCGUUCGGUGCCCACACAUAGCCACUCCGGCGAGCUCAUUCACAUGCAUAGCGUUCCACGAACUGCCCAAUCUAAAUCGCACGUCG
Messenger RNA from Macroventuria anomochaeta, 3311 nucleotides. Its product is annotated as DUF221-domain-containing protein. Gene Ontology annotation, molecular function: calcium-activated cation channel activity. Lineage: Eukaryota; Fungi; Ascomycota; Dothideomycetes; Pleosporales; Didymellaceae. The record is from RefSeq and is a predicted model, not a curated record. Gene Ontology annotation, cellular component: plasma membrane. The coding region runs from base 274 to 3129 and encodes 951 amino acids. The transcript has 3 exons.